AUGAAUAUCUUUAAACAAACUUGUGAUUCGUUGAACUUAGAUUGGAAAAAUCAUCUUGUUGGUCAAUCGUAUGAUGGUGCUGCCAAUAUGAGGGGUAAUUAUAAUGGACUUCAAAGUUUAAUCAAAGACAUUAAUCCUCACACUAUUUAUGUAUGGUGUUGGGCACACCGAUUAAACUUGGUGAUUACUGAUGUCGUAAAUUCAGGAGUCAAUGGAAUGGAUAUGUAUAAUAAGAAACAAAUUCGUCGAAUAAAACGUGUUACAACUACACGAUGGAUGUCGUUUUUAUAUGCACUGGACGUGGUUUUGAGUACAUAUUUGGCUGUAUUAGACACAUUAGAAACAAUGCGAAAUAAAGAUGGACUAGGUGAUAGAAAAAGUGGAUUUAAAGCUGGAGCUAUACUUGAUUAUUUAAAAACUUAUCGUUUUGUAUGGACAGCUUUGAUAUUAAAAAAAUUGUUUGAUAUACUAUCACCAACCAGUUCAAUAUUACAAAGCAAAGAUCUAGAUCUUAUGUUAGCUGUUUCAAUGAUUGAACAAAAUAAAAUAAAAAUAUCAAUACUUCGAUCUGAUGAGAGUUUUGAAAGUUUAUCUCAAGAAGUAGAUGCUUUUGUCUUAGAACAAGCUGAUGAAAAUGAAGAAUUCAUUCAACUUCCCACUCCUCGUUUACAAAAGAAGAAAAAAAUGUCUGGUGAACUUUCAGAUAAUGAAGUUAUUUCAGAUCCUAUUCAAAACAUAAAAGUGAAUACAUAUUUUUCUGCAAUAGACAUAGUACUAAGACAACUAUCAAAACGUUUUAGAAAUAAAUCAAUUAGUGUUUUUAAAAAUCUAUCACUUCUUACAAAAGCUUUACCAAACAACUUACAUAUAAAAUAUAAAGAAAUAUUUGGGAGUGAAUCUGAACAUGAAAGCGAUGAUGGAAAUGACGAAGAAGAUAAUAAUUCAGAAAAUAUUGCAUCAAACAUUAAAAACAAUUUAGGAAGAUUGACGUUACCGAUAACUACUGCUAGUCCUGAAAGAGCGUUUUCCAAGCUGAAAAUAGUGAAGAAUCGACUUCAUUUUACUAUGGGACAAGAGAGAUUACAAGGAUUAAUUAGAAUAACUCGUGAAAAAGAUAUAAUUGUAAAUUAUGAAAAUAUCAUUGACACCUGUGCAUCUAAAAGUCUUCAUCUACUAAAAGCAUUAGUAUUAUAG
Messenger RNA from Sipha flava (yellow sugarcane aphid), 1194 nucleotides. Its product is annotated as zinc finger MYM-type protein 1-like. NCBI's taxonomy places the organism in Eukaryota, Metazoa, Arthropoda, Insecta, Hemiptera, Aphididae. The transcript is spliced from 4 exons. The coding region runs from base 1 to 1194 and encodes 397 amino acids. The record is from RefSeq and is a predicted model, not a curated record.